AACUGGUUUCUUUACACCACACGAAAUUGUAUACAAGGUACCAGAUAACAUAGGCUGUGAUGGAAAAACUACUUUCGGUUAUCAUUAUUUCUUCUUUUUGUGUAUUUUCAAAUAGAGCUGAUAUAUCAAGUAAUUUGGACUAUUUUGAGACCCUGAAGACAGUUGAUAUAAAUAAGCGUGUAAGACGAAGUGUGGAUCCACACCCUAGUUCUCAUCUGCAUGAAAUUUGGUUCUCAUCUUUAGGAAGAAAUUUUCAUUUGUAUGUGAAGCAAACGAAAGUUGUUUCUGAUGAUUUCAAAGCUGUGGUAAGCAGUAAUGGAGUGGAGAGACCACUUGAUAUUGACACUGGAAACUUUUAUACUGGUACCUUGAAGGGUGAUUCAGAGUCAGAAGUACAGUUACAUUGGGAGAGAAAUGAUUUACAUGCAACCAUAAGAAGUCCUCAUGAUACCAUUUACAUAGAGCCAUCUUGGAGACACAUUCCAGAGUCUGGUAAUCAUUCAAUGAUUGUCUACAGACAUACAGACCUCAAAUGGAAGCCAGAGGACUAUACUGCUGGAAAAAGAGAAAGCUUUUGUAAAACCAAGGAUCUUAGAGAGAACCAAGAUGAAGAACUGGAUGAUGAUAUCAAAUUGUUUGACAAUGAUGAUGAAGGCCAUGUUAGAAAGAAAAGACAAACUUAUCCACAUGUUGGAUCACACACAAUGUGUGGACUGCUUGCAGUAGCUGAUUAUUACUUCUUCAAAGAGAUUGGACGCAGUGAUAAGAGAGUCACAGGAGAAUAUCUUAUUGGAAUGAUAGGAAGAGUGAAUAAUAUCUACCAGAAAACAGUCUGGGGUGAAGGAGUUACUAAUUUAGGAUUUCAAAUGAAAGAGAUGAAGGUCCACGACACUUUAGAAGAUCCAUCUGUAGGAGACCACUACAACAUGCCACUUAGACCCAAUGAUAUGGAUGCUGUGUUAGAUUGGUUUGGAGUGGAUCAUAAAAAAAUGACCAAAUUCUGUCUUGGACAUCUAUUUACAUACCAACAAUUUAGAGGAAAAUUAGGUUUGGCAUACAUUGGUUCCUGGAGGAAUACAGAUCCUGGUGGAAUAUGUUCUUUUGCUGCGUAUAUUGGAACUGGACAGAAAAUUGCAGUGAACACUGGUGUUAGUAGUUUCCAGAAUCCUGGAGGGUCUAGAGCUUUGGCUGCUCAGGCUUUGAUAACUGUAUCACACGAGCUAGGACACAACUGGGGCAGUGAACAUGAUCCUGAUUCUAGUGAAUGUGCACCAGAUGUCAGCAGUAAUGGAAAAUAUAUCAUGUACUAUAUGGCUACUACAGGAUAUGAUGCCAAUAAUCAGAUAUUUUCUCCAUGUAGUAAAAGGUUCAUCUUUAAAGUGGUGUCAAAAAAAGGAUUCAGCUGCUUUGAUGCGAAAUCUACCGGAGGGAGAGGACUGUGUGGAAAUGGUCGUAUUGAUAUAGGGGAGGAGUGUGAUGCAGGAUAUGAAGGGGACUUUUGUUGUAAUGCACAAUGUGAACUCAGAUCAGGAGCUGAGUGCAGUGAAAUGAACUUUGCUUGUUGCAAAACCUGUAAUGUUGCUCCAGCAGGGCAAAGAUGCCAUUCUUUAGCAGUAGAUGAUUUAGACUGUUUAGGGCCUUCCAAUUGCACAGGAAUAGACUUUAAAUGUCCAGCACCAAUUAAGCUAUCGGGUAAUGGUUGUCAGGAUGGUGGCACCUGUAAGGAUGGAGUAUGUCUUGAUAUUUGCCAGUCAAAAGGCAAAAUUAGCUGUAUUUGUUUAGGUACAGAUUCCUGUAAACAGUGUUGUGAAGACAGUAAUGGAGGUUGUAAACCAACAACCAAUAAUAAUGGAAUGAAUCAGUAUCAUCAAAAUGGGAGGCCUUGUGCAGAAGGAUUUUGUGAUGGUAGAGGAAAUUGUGAAAAGUCAGACCCACCUUUGAUUAAAAGAUUGUUUAGUGUGCUUGAUUACUUCUCUGUAGAUAAAAUUGCAUUAUUUAUGAAGAAUAAUUUAGUUUGGACAAUACUUUUAUUUUCUGCAAUAGUUUGGAUCAUUGCAAUUGUAAUUAUAGAACGUUAUGAUCGAAAGAAAUCUGAAGAAGAUAAAGAAAGUAGGGAUGUAAUGGAUCCAAUGGGGAGGGGAGCAAGAGUACUUCUUCGUAGAGAUGAUCGUGCCAUAACAAAUUUAGGCACUAGAAUUCUUAAACCACGUAUGAGACGUGACAGAGGAAGAGCAGAACUAGAUGAAGACCUAGCAGCAGAGUCUGGUUUUCACAGACUUUAGAAUUGUAAAUUGAAAUGAAGUUUUGCUCAACAAGGCAGUUCAUGAUAGUGUUUGGAUUGAUGCUAAUGAACUUAACUAUGGCAAUAUUUAUCUCAGCAAUAUGUUUUACAAGUUGAUUUUUGUAAAUUUUGUUACUUCACUGAUCUUCUAGAUACAAAAUUGUGAGUUAUUUGCACAGGCUGCCCAUGUCUCUUUUGUCCUUUUCUGUUCUUAAAAUACACUUAAAUGUAGCAGAAAAUAUUUUGAGAUAAACUUCUUUGCUAAUUGAUUGCUAGUAAAAAUACUUUUUAUGACUUUGAUAAUUCAGUUAAUUAGCAAGUUAUGUUUCAAUCAUUUAUUUAAUUAUUUAAAAUGAUAAAUGUCACUUUCCAAAAUAGCCCACUAUAUAAUGUUUAAUUCAAAGAAAGCAGGAUGGAUUUAGGAAAUAUCAUUCAAGCUAUGUUAGCUUGAUUACUUUUUACAGAUACCAAUUUUUUCAAAUAUUUUUUUUACUUUGAUUUCUAUUUUGGGGGUAAAUAUCCAAGGAAUAUAAUUUUGUUAAGUUAUAGAGUAAUUUAAUCUUUUUCUAUUGUAAAUUUAUAGACAUAAACAACGAAAUAUUUGUUUAAACAAGGCUUACUAUGUUCUGAUGAGGAUUUGACUAAAAAUUUGACAAUCCUGAAGGAUGAUCAUAAAAAUUUUUAAUAAUAUAAAAAAUGAAAAAGAAAAAAAAACAUGUAUUACUAAACGCUUCAGAAGAUGAACUUAUAAAUUCUUACCUCAUUCUUGUGAAAGUGUUUCACCAUAUUCAGUGUCUAUUUACGAGAAUGACAAAAAUGUGAUUGUGCAGUAUUAAUUGUUUGUACCUCAUUUAUUUGUUUUGGCAGCAAAGAUCAUGCAUAUUUAACAUAAUUUUACAGACAGAAAAAAAUUGCAACCGAAUUGAGUUUAACUUUGGUCUAUUUUCAGUAUAAUCUUCCACUAGAAAUUCUUAAAAUCUAAACAAAAUGGAUGAUACUAUUAUUUUUAAAAAUAGAAUUUUUUCACCUACAAAAUUGUGGCGUAAGAAAAAUGUAUAUAUUUGCCUAUGAUGACACAUUUGACUGUUACAUCAGAAAGAAGAUUUGUCAAGUUUUGGUCAUUUGUAAAAGGAUAAUAUUACCCAAUAUUUACAAUAUUGUUUUAUUUGAUAUCCAGUGUAAAAUUUAAAAACAGUGAUUCAACUAGGUUUCUGGAUUUUCAUGAUUAAUUCUAUUUAUAUUUAAGAAUAUUUUCAGCACUUUCUUUGAGAAAUCAACUAAAAUUUACAAAUUUCAUCAGGAGUCUCAAUGCAUUUACAUAAAAGAGUGGGCAAAUGAUUGGUGCCUAACUGAAUGAUGAUUUUGAUUUCUAAUACUUGACAUAUUUUGAAGGAUGUUUAUGCAUAUAGAUUUUUAUUCAUUGAAUUUUAAAGAGAAAAUAUAUGUCAUUUUGAAAUGCAAGAAUUUUUAAUCAAGACAUGACAUGAAUUUUUUAAUCUUCAUUUAUCAAGCCUCAGAUAUCAUUUUGUUUUUGUUUUUAUUAAGAGUUCUGUGGAUGGAGAGAAUGGUUUUUUUUUUUUAAUUUAUGGUCUUUCAUUAUGAAAACAAGGGUUUAGAUGCUUUAUUUUUCCUUGUCUGUCACUGAUUUGAAAUAAGUAUCUCUUUGACCAUAUUAAUUUGUCCUUGUUUUCAAAAUUCCAAUAGGGAACAUACUUUAUAUAAUUAAUUUGAUUAACAUAUAACAAUUAUAUCAAAUUUUGUAUAAUGUCAGCCUCAUAAUGUAACACCCUACAUAUAUAAACCUAACAAAUUGUAUACAAUAUGUUCUUAAGUGUGUCCUAGUAGUUUUUUGGUGAACAUUUCUGUAUUAUUAUAAAAUCAAACAAGAUAAGAAACAUUACUGCUACUUUAGUAUUCAUCAACUUUUAAAUAUGUAUCAAAUUUAUAAAAAAUCUCUACCUGAGGUAGGUAUGACAUACACCUACCAAAAUAAAACUUUGAACUUUAUGACAUAAACCUAAUAAGAAGUGAAAUUGUGCCAUAUUUGCAUCAGAACUUUUCCCCACUUUUAAUUCAUAGUUACAUGAGUAUCAUAAACCAUAAUUUUCUAAUGUGCAAUUUUUCAUUGUGAGGUUGUGCUAUUCAUAAGAGUUUUAAUUUAUAUUUCACCUAGUUUUCUUGUAUGCAUUGAG
This is a messenger RNA of Mytilus trossulus (common blue mussel), 4473 nucleotides long. Its product is annotated as ADAM 17-like protease. Lineage: Eukaryota; Metazoa; Mollusca; Bivalvia; Mytilida; Mytilidae. Gene Ontology annotation, molecular function: metalloendopeptidase activity. Gene Ontology annotation, biological process: Notch signaling pathway; membrane protein ectodomain proteolysis. Gene Ontology annotation, cellular component: plasma membrane. The transcript has 23 exons. The coding region runs from base 60 to 2282 and encodes 740 amino acids. The record is from RefSeq and is a predicted model, not a curated record.